Penicillium manginii is the source of this 330-nucleotide messenger RNA. RefSeq lists its product as uncharacterized. The coding region runs from base 1 to 330 and encodes 109 amino acids. NCBI's taxonomy places the organism in Eukaryota, Fungi, Ascomycota, Eurotiomycetes, Eurotiales, Aspergillaceae. The record is from RefSeq and is a predicted model, not a curated record. The transcript has a single exon.
AUGGCUUCUGUAUUCCGUCACUCCUCGUGCAUCUCCUUCAUCUCCCAAACUGCUCGUCCAGGAAUGCCCAACUCGGGGCUCCCGGGGAGUGUGGGGAAUCGUGUCUUCCACCGCUUACAAGUGCCGGAAUCAUUAGGCAGCACGAUUGAAUCGAUCGACGUAUCCCUACUCUAUAAGGAUUUUAUUGAGCGAAUUUCCAUUGAUGCUGCUGGUGAUCUGGGUCUUACUGAGCCAGACUCAAAAUUCACCCAUUUCAAGCGUGAUCGCAUCAUCCUGCAUCUCGACAACCCGGGUCCCCAGGGCACCAGACCUUUUAGCAGCAGAUGCUGA